CAGCUACUAAGAGAAGUUCCAGAGGGAGCGGUAGCACUGAAGACACUGGUGAAGAGAUCAAGCUCUCCUGCUCUCCUCCCUCCAGCCACUGUUAUCAGGAGCAGAAACCAGGACAGAUGGAGGUAAACAGGCAGAUAUACCAGUACAGGUAGGAAUAACCUGGACCUGGGGAUUUUGAAAUCGCUGUUUAUCAGCGCGAUAAAUUGAUAGCAUUCUUCCUGGCUGCAUAGCUUACUUACUGUCAGACUUCAGAUUGAGCUCAAAGCCCACCAGAUUUCCUUCACUUAUUUUCCAGACCUUUUCAACUCCACACCGGAUCUUUCUCUACCUGGCCUCGCAGCCCCUUGAGUGCGAUGGCCACCAGAAUGGACACACUGCCCGUCCAUCUGUUGCCAUUGGCGAUGGAGGAGUUCCCUCAGCCUGUGGUCCCUGGUGUCCGGCUCUGCAGCAGGGGCCACCGGGAGCCCCGCCUCCGGAUGCAGACACACCCCUCCUCCUUCUCUGACAUCACAGAGGAAGAGGAUCAGGCCCUGCGCUCUUUCCUGAAGACCCUGGAGAGCCUGAGGUGGAGUACCCAGGGGUGGCCGUGCAGGUUGUGAGGACCACCCUCUCAGGAGACGCUGUGUACCAAAGCAAUAGCAGAGGUGACUUCCCUGUGACUCCUCUACGCCCUUCUACAGACUGCCUGGCACUGAGGCAGGACUGUGGCAGACAGGAUAUAGAACAGGCUGUCGACUGUUUAUCAUUGUUUACAAUUAUUUAUUGGUAUUUAGGUCAAUAUUUUGGUAUGAUGCAACUGUUUUUUGUUGUUUCAUUGCUUCCUGGAAAGCAUGUGCAUCAUUA
This is a messenger RNA of Coregonus sp. 'balchen', 843 nucleotides long. The record is from the annotation of a GenBank genome assembly. Lineage: Eukaryota; Metazoa; Chordata; Actinopteri; Salmoniformes; Salmonidae.